Molecule: messenger RNA, 3983 nt
Organism: Lepidothrix coronata (blue-crowned manakin)
Lineage: Eukaryota; Metazoa; Chordata; Aves; Passeriformes; Pipridae
Gene: SRRM4
Product: serine/arginine repetitive matrix 4
Exons: 5
Biological process (GO): neuron maturation; regulation of RNA splicing; mRNA processing
Cellular component (GO): nucleus
Molecular function (GO): mRNA binding
Source: RefSeq, a predicted model, not a curated record
AAAAAACAACCCACCCCCCCCAAAAAAAAUCAUUCAAACAAUGCCAAAUGGCUUUUUUGCUUUCAGAUCUCUCAGUCAGGGUCUUCUGCUGACCUCUUUACCAAAACAGACAGCCCGCCUGGCAACCUAACCCGCCAGAACGGAGAGUAUCAUGAAUAUGACUCAGGAAACGAUACUUCCUCCCCUCCCUCCACUCAAACGAGCUCAUCCAGGUCAAAGGACAGCCAGGAGAAAAGAAGUCUAGUCCAUGAUGGCUUUGGCCAUGCCUUCUCGUCCGGGAAGCCCAAACUGGCCAACAGCGAUAACAGCUCUGAUUCAGGAAAUUCCUUCACCAGUUGUUUUUCCCAGACCAAGGGAACAGCUUUGGAAAAUCUGUCUCCAGAUGCCCAGGGACAAGACCGCAGUUCUUCGGAGGAGAAGAAGCGAAACUUGCCCCCAUCCCCAACCCACAGCUCCCCGCUCAGGCCGUGCUCCCGCAGCGCGUCCUACACCAGCACGGGCAGAUCCUCCCCCGGCUCCAGCCGCUCCCGCUCCUCACACCGCAAGGCCUCUCCCAGGUACUCCCGAAGCAGGUCCUGCUCCUCGGGAAAGAGGUCUUCCUCACGUUCCCCCAGCUAUUCCUCCAAAUCCUGCAAAAAAAGUCCUGGGAGUAGGAGUUCAAGGCCUCGUCGGAGCCCCAGUUAUUCCCGCUACAGCCGUAGCAGGGACCGUGAGCGAGAGCACAAGUACAGCUCCAGUGAGAAGGAGUCGCACCGGGAGCGUGACCGGCAGCGUCGGCGCCGCUCCUACUCCCCCCUGAGGAAGCGCCGGAGGGACUCUCCCAGCCACCUCGAAGCUCGGCGCAUCACAAGUGCCCGCAAACGCCCCAUCCCCUACUACCGUCCCAGCCCCUCCUCCUCCAGCAGUGCCAGCAGCUAUUCCUCCUGGUACAGCAGCUUCAGCCGCUCCCCGAGCCGAAGCCGGAGCUACUCCAGCUACCGGACGAGCCGGAGCCGAAGCUGGAGCAGCAGCAGCGCCGAGGGCAGGAGCCGCAGCCGGAGUUCGGGCCCCAGGAGCAGCCGCAGCAGGAGCAGGAGCUAUGACUCAGGAGCCAGCUCCGACAGCCUGCGUCGUUAGGGAGUGCCGCUGGUGGCUGACACCGUGUGCCGGCGGCACCUCCAGAUUCCUGGCAUUCUCCGCUUCCUUCCCACCUACCUGGCCAUCGAUAGCAAUCAUCCCCGAUACUGAUGUGGUGGCAGUGCCGGGUCCCCCUUCCCCGGUUCAGAGUUAAGAGCCCUGGAGCGCCUGAUGCAGCCCCUUUGUUCUGCCAUGGAGUGGGUGGAUCAGUCCCAGCUCCCUGUGCCAGGGCUGGAAGAAGGGUCGGUGCUUUACAGAGGGUCUGUCACGACAGACCUGCUCCAUCCUCCCUGAUGCUCCCGUCUCUCCAUCGCUACCACUCUCCAAAGCACUACCAGCUUUUCCAAAGGAAAGAACUCAGCUCCAGGAACCAACAAAUUAACUUCUGUUGGAGGAAGAGACCCAGUUAGGGAGGAGUUUUACUGGAAAGCUUCCGAGAUCGGGGGGUGACCUGUCCCCACCAAGGCAAAUAUCAGGUCCUUUGAGUCUCUCCUCCAGAGUAGCUGCCCAUUCUGUAGCAGGCCUUUUCCAUAAGAAAAUAUUUAUUUAUUGCCACUCAGCCAGGCCCUGCUAUAAAUAGAAGGCUAGAAAUCCCUCCUGACGUAAUUUCCAGGGAAAAAAAGGGCUGUUUGCUCUUUCUCCUGCCCUUUCCUACUAAAUAACCACACGUUUUGCAGGGUUGUUUUAUCCCCCAGUGCUGACUUGCUUGCAAGCAGCCUGCUGAGGUCUGAAGCAGACAGGGGGCUGGUGGGGUACAAGGCAGAGGGGAGCUGCUGUCAUGCUGCACUCCGAGGGUCAGGCAGUGGCAUGGGAGACAGGGGCCACGUGGUUCCCUUCUUGGAGGAAACCUCGUGCAGUUUGGGUUCAGGUUUUUCUAAAGGGAGCGUUGCCCUUGGAGUGGAACCGUAGGGAGGUGUGGAGACAGCCUGGUUGUGGGGUACAGUGAGAGCACACAGGGUUAAAAGGGCACUGCAUGAGCCAGGGGACCCCAAAUCCCUUUCCUGAAACACGCAGUAGUUUUAAGCAGGAUUUCAGGAAACCAUUUCUCCUUGAGCCCUUCAGGCUGCCCUGAGGCAGGACCAGCAGCACAGUAGUGCUGGUGCCAGGCUGCAGCAGGGUUUACUGGUGGCCCAGUUUGUCACCGGGAGGCCAGAGCAGUGCAAGGGGACAGGAAGGGCCCCCCACUAAUUGCCUGUUUUUCCAGGGAGCCGCAGGCAGUGGCAGGAGGGCCCUGCCUGCCCGGCCUCCCUGGGCCCUGGGGUUUUGUCUCCCUGCCAGCCCAGCUGCCUGCGCAAUUACUGUGUUUUGCCGGGUAACAAAGGCUUCUCCCAGCACAGGCUGAGCUGGUGCUGAGGAGUUUAUUUCUCUUACAACACCUGGGUGCUUAGAGACGCUAAUUUGGACUUCCCACCCUCCAUUUUUCCAUCCCCUCCCCUUCCAUCCUGCCUGAUUAUUAACGAGUUUGGGCUUAAUGAGUCAAGGAGGUGUGUUGUUUAAAUGUCACAGAAAAGGGCUGAGUGGAGCCACCAUCUGCAGGAGGAGGAGAGGGGGUAGAAAGGAAUGCAACCCUCCCCCAACUAAAGAGUUACCUACAGCCCCCCAGUGCUGCUGGCAGCAGGAAAAGGGCCACAGCAGCAAGUGGAAGAAAGCCAAGUGCCACGAGGUGUUGUGGUGGAGAUGGAUGAUCGCCUCAGCAAGCCUAUAAACCUGUUACCUGUUGAAAAGUACAGCAGUGAGGGCUGGAAUUCCACCUGGGUGGUACGAGGGGAAGUUUUAUGCCAGGAGUCUCUUUCCCCGUAUCCUUCCUACUGCUGGUUCCCCUUGUCCUGUGCCUUCAACACCCAAAGUCCCCCCUUUUCCCAGACCCCGAUCCCCAGCCUUGCUCUCUGUAGGUAAUGUUAGGAUGAGGAUGGCUGAGGCAGAGGUGGGCACUGGUGUAGUUGGUGGUUUGGUAGGGACAUAUCUGUCUCCUGGGAUGACACUUUCUAGGACAGAGAGAGAAGCAUUCCUUGUAGGGCUGAGCAAAUGCUCCAGGGCUGUGGUUGAGGGAUCAAAGACAGGGUGUUCUUGCAGUGAGGUGCCACUGCCUUCCCUCCUGUGCUGGCCCUGACAGUGGCCCCUUGGCCACCUUCUGCAGUGAGCUCCCUCUCUAAAGGGCUGAAAACCUUACAAUUCUUCCCCAAAGAGUCUUUCCCAGUCUGAUGCUGAAAUACCCUGUCCUUCUGCUCCUGGGGAAGAUCCAAAGGCAGUGAUGGGAGCUCAGAUCCCAGCUUUACCAAUGUUUCAGGAGCAGCCUCCUGCCCCUUGGCACCCCGUAACACCCACAUGCAGCUGUAGCGAGGAAGCAGCGAGCCAGAAGAUCCAAAAUUAAGAAGGAAAAGAGGAGGGGCUUUGUGCAACUGGUGUAAAUACCAAACACACAUCGUGGCUGGGGUUGGACAAUGGAAGCACCACACCAGGAUCAGCAGCAUCCACUCACCAUGGGACAGGAGAUGACCCUGAGGGUUGCACAGGGCUCUCAAACCUGUCCAGCUGAUCUAUGUUUCAAGGAUUGCAUCUGCCUGGACAGUCCAUGGCAGCUAAACGUUCCUGGGGUUUCCCAAGCAGACUUGCAUAGGAUUAAACCUCCUAAAUUAUUUAUUUAUUUAUUAAUUAUUAUUAUUAUUAUUAUUCUAUUUUUAAUUCUAUGUCAGAAUGUAUGCAAGUGGUCACUGUUACCAGUAUUUAUUUUUUUUUUUUUUAACAUUAAGUUAUUUUCGGAUUUGUUUGUUUGUUUGUUUGAAUGUAUCCAUGCUGCCGGUCUCAUGUAAAGGUUUACAGCUCUGGCCCCUCUUGCUGAGGAGUGACAGUCACUCCUGCUGCCAACG